AUGGCGGAACGACAACCUCCCGUCGCGGACCACGAUCCACCCGAGGAGAAGGAACUCCUCACCCGAGACUGCGCAGAGGCUGCUUUACCUGAGUACGAUUACAUCAAUGGCUGGAUUGACUUGAGUGGAGACACUUUCAAACUGACCAUCGAAUAUCGACGACCCAAUCCUGCCCGAGCAAAUAUCAUUGGGCCACUCCAUUUCAUCCCCCAUCACCCCGAGCACCCAGCAUGGAGGAGAAACCUCCUACCGUGA
Messenger RNA from Fonsecaea erecta, 255 nucleotides. RefSeq lists its product as hypothetical. The transcript is spliced from 2 exons. The record is from RefSeq and is a predicted model, not a curated record. The coding region runs from base 1 to 255 and encodes 84 amino acids. NCBI's taxonomy places the organism in Eukaryota, Fungi, Ascomycota, Eurotiomycetes, Chaetothyriales, Herpotrichiellaceae.